CAAAUUGAAGGUUGGUACUUCCAUCGCGACACUCACGGGAGUCAAUAUGCUUGUUCUUGUACUUGGGGACCUUCACAUUCCUCAUCGGCAACACAGUUUACCAGCAAAGUUUAAAAAAUUGUUGGUACCUGGAAAAAUACAGCACAUCUUAUGCACUGGAAAUCUCUGUGCAAAAGAUUCAUAUGACUAUCUCAAAACACUGGCCAGUGAUGUCCAUGUUGUCAGAGGGGAUUUUGAUGAGAAUUUAUCUUAUCCUGAGCAGAAGGUAGUGAAUGUGGGACAGUUUAGGAUAGGAGUAUGUCAUGGUCAUCAGAUCGUUCCAUGGGGGGACCCUGAGUCCCUUGCAAUGCUUCAGCGGCAGCUCGAUGUCGACAUACUUAUUUAUGGCCACUCACACAAGUUUGCUGCAUAUGAACAUGAGGGAAGGUUUUAUAUCAAUCCUGGUUCAGCCACUGGAGCAUAUCAUCCACUACAAAGUGACACUGUACCAUCAUUUGUGUUGAUGGACAUUCAAGGAGGUACUAUUGUAACAUAUGUGUACCAGCUCAUUCAGGAUGAUGUGAAGGUGGAGAGGAUUGAGUACAAGAAACCAGUGUAAUGAAAUGGGUUCAUCAUCGUUUGUAGUCAGUUUUUUUUUAAUCCCAGAUGCUAAUAUUGUAUAUUAGGUAUCAUUCUGAGUGUAAAAAGACGUUUACAAAAAGAAAACUUGAAAAUGUUUGACUUGUAACUGUAAAGAAUGUAAAAAAAGGAAUAGGAACAGUACAAGAGGAGACACAGUAGCUAUGAUUACUCACAAAUGAGUUGCUUUUACUGAACUGAAAGAAAGCAACAUUAUCUUAGUCUAUAUCAUCAGUUUGAUUUGUUGGUAACUGUUUGAAUAAAAAGAGGCAUGUGACUUGUUCUUUUUGUGGAAAAGGGGUUUAAAGUGGCAGUUUCUAAACAAACUGAAUUUCACUUUAGUCUGCACUUCUAUUGUGCAGGCAAGACCCAGCUUGAUUAGGUGUACUGUUGUAUACAUUUUGUAAAUCUUUCAAAUAAAGGUUUGUAGCUUCUAAA
Pocillopora verrucosa is the source of this 1056-nucleotide messenger RNA. RefSeq names its product vacuolar protein sorting-associated protein 29. Gene Ontology annotation, cellular component: endosome; retromer complex. The record is from RefSeq and is a predicted model, not a curated record. NCBI's taxonomy places the organism in Eukaryota, Metazoa, Cnidaria, Anthozoa, Scleractinia, Pocilloporidae. Gene Ontology annotation, biological process: intracellular protein transport; retrograde transport, endosome to Golgi.